Candoia aspera is the source of this 2516-nucleotide messenger RNA. It is a transcript of the gene SNAP23, whose product is annotated as synaptosome associated protein 23. The transcript has 8 exons. The record is from RefSeq and is a predicted model, not a curated record. Gene Ontology annotation, molecular function: SNAP receptor activity; syntaxin binding. Lineage: Eukaryota; Metazoa; Chordata; Lepidosauria; Squamata; Candoiidae. Gene Ontology annotation, cellular component: SNARE complex; plasma membrane. Bases 156 to 785 code for a protein of 209 amino acids. Gene Ontology annotation, biological process: synaptic vesicle priming; exocytosis; synaptic vesicle fusion to presynaptic active zone membrane.
AGAGAGCGGGCGAUCUGCGCCGAAAGGCCCGAAAGGCGCGGGGUGUGGAGCGGAGCGGAGCCGAGGGGCGGGCUGGGGCUUGGGCUUUUCGCCCCCGAAGCGCCGAGAAGAAAUCCUGUUGUUAAUAGCCAGACAUUGGAAAACACCUGUCAGUCAUGGCUGAGUUGUCACCUGAAGAAAUUCAGCUGAGAGCCCAUCAAGUUACAGAUGAGUCUUUGGAAAGCACAAGGAGGAUCCUUGGCAUGGCCAUUGAGUCCCAAGACGCUGGAAUCAAAACUAUUACCAUGCUAGAUGAACAAGGCGAAAAGUUAAACCACAUAGAAGAAGGUAUGGAUCAAAUAAACAAAGACAUGAAAGAAGCUGAAAAGAACUUGACAGAGCUUAAUAAGUGCUGUGGUCUGUGUGUCUGUCCUUGCAAUAGAACAAAGAAUUUUGAGUCUAGUAAAGCAUAUAAGACAACUUGGGGUGAGAACGUUGAGAAUUCAGGUGAUCACGUAAUAUCUAGACAACCAGGACGGGCAGGAAAUUACCAACCACAGACCUCAGGAGGACCAGCUGGAGGAUACAUAACACGGGUAACAAAUGAUGCCAGAGAAGAUGAGAUGGAGGAGAACUUAACUCAAGUGGGACACAUCUUGGGAAAUCUGAAAAAUAUGGCCGUGGAUAUGGGCACCGAGAUCGAUUCACAAAACAAGCAGAUAGAUCGGAUAAAUGAGAAGGCUGAAACCAACAAAGACCGUAUUGAGCAAGCCAAUGUAAAAGCCAAAAAGCUUAUUGAGAACUGAUAGCCAUUGCUGGUUCUUUUAGUCAGCUGAAAUAUUUUCUCAGUCUACAAAUAUCCUCAGUUUCCAAAGAAGAGAAGCAACUGUUCAGAAAGUGAAACAAAGCAGGACAUUAUUAUAUACAUAUUUCGCUUGAAAAUCCAGGAAAACAGCACAACAGAAAUGUAGCUUUCUUAUUCAUAUUCAUAUCCUCAGGGCUUCAUUUUCCUUGGUUUUGUCCUUUCUGUGAAAUAGUCUUUCCCCUUUUUUUCUUAUGGCAACUCAGAGAUGGAGUGCAGGACAACCAAUUAAAGGCAAAAGAGAAGGCACUCACUAGAUUUAAUUACCUCACUUAAUAUUGCAUGUCAUCACUGAAGUGGUUGAUGACUGAUUUUCAUGAAAUGUAUAUAUUUUUAGAAAUUAAGCUGCCCCUCUUUUUCAAAAUAUUUGAUUUUAUUACCAAGCUUUUCAUUAUGGGGAAAGAUGGUAAUGGAUAUAUUAUAAAGUAUACUUUCAAGCCAUAGCAGUUCUAAUUUGCAUGCAAAUUAGAUGAGUAAACCUACAAAAAGUAUAUAAGUGAUAUAUGCAACUCAACUUUUAAAUUAUUUCUCACUUUCACCUCCAAAAUUUUGGGCUUUUUGCUACCAGUCCUAAUUUCUUUUCCUUCUUUCACAGAAACUGUUGGUUAGUGGAAUUAGGGGAAGGGGCAACCCACAUAGCUCAGCACGGAGCUUCUGUUACUCUUAUCAUUUGGAAUCUCAUGAGAUUGCAGGGAAAUUAAUACAGGCCUUUAUACAAUCAUCCUAAAUUUCCACCAUUUUUUAAAAAAUGUGUCUCCAUAGGUAUUAAUACUGCUGAGAUUGCUCCGUGAAAUCUCUAUCUUUUAAAAUGUUUUAUCAGAAACAUAAACUUACUUCAUAAAAGUAUUCCUUAUAGAAAUGUGUUAUCCCGCUUAGUGUACACAAUCCAUGCAAUCUGUACAAACCUGUAGAGGGCAGCAUAUUGUGAUUUCAAUAUUUAUUAAAAGCAUUUGGGAGGUUUAAAAAAAUACAACAAAAUCAGGGCACAUCUAAGUUUGAAUGAAGUCAAAAGCCAUCUGCUUCCUAGUAAUGUUAAUAACAUUGUUUCAUAUUUUCUGUCUGGAAUAUACAAACAUUCUCACUCAUGCUUUCCAAAGAAAUCAGUUUCAAGCACAACUUUGCUUUAUUGUUAUGAAAGUUAAUCUGAAUUUGAUCCAAUUCACAAAUUUUUAAAUGGUGGUAUGGUUCUGCAGACACUACAAAUUGUGAUCUAUUCAAUGUGGGCUGCUGCUAUUUGCCAAGUUUUCUUUUUAAAAAAUGUUGGCAUGUAGCAGAACUAGGGAUCCAAGGGAAACCACUAUGUUCACUACUAAUAAGCUGUAUGCUGUUGAAUGGGUCACAUGUUGUAGUUUGCUGUAUAAGUGCUUGGCCUAGAGUUUACUUGUUUACUCCCAUUUCAGGAUUAAGGUUCUUGAUUUGGCUUUUCUAUCAUAUGUCUGUAGAAAUCACUAAAUUACAAAUCUACUAGAUGCCCAAUCUUUCUCAAAAAAGCUUUAAUUCUCUUCUGAUUAAGUAUCUACCAAACUGUUGAUUUAUUCAACAGCACAGUGCUUAGUAGAUCUUGUAUUUUAUUCAAAUUGAGGCUAGAAAAUUCUUCUAGUCCUUGCAUGUUUUGCUGCAAGUCUAAAAGGAUUUAGCUGCAACAAUCUAGAUACUAUAAAGAAACUCAAAACAA